Danio aesculapii is the source of this 4786-nucleotide messenger RNA. It is a transcript of the gene atp1a3b, whose product is annotated as ATPase Na+/K+ transporting subunit alpha 3b. Gene Ontology annotation, cellular component: membrane. Gene Ontology annotation, biological process: intracellular sodium ion homeostasis; potassium ion import across plasma membrane; sodium ion export across plasma membrane. The record is from RefSeq and is a predicted model, not a curated record. Bases 367 to 3438 code for a protein of 1023 amino acids. Lineage: Eukaryota; Metazoa; Chordata; Actinopteri; Cypriniformes; Danionidae. Gene Ontology annotation, molecular function: P-type sodium:potassium-exchanging transporter activity; ATP binding; ATP hydrolysis activity. The transcript has 22 exons.
CGCAUCCCUCACAUCCACCGGCGCUUCUUUCCAGGCGGAGUGGUGCGGCAGCCGGCUGUGCCGCGGAGGAACACCAGACCAUAAAAGGCGGCAGUGCGGCUUCUUAGUUUUGCCGGCUUUAUCGCAACAAUCAAGAGCAGUGCACGAGACCGGCAUCCCUGCGAAAUGCACUGCCUCGCCGUCGAAUUUCCUUUAACCAUUUAGUUUUAAUCUUAACAAAUUUGGCAGGUUCAUUAACUUAAUGUUGCAACGAGUAACUUCUGUUAUACCCUGACUUGAAAUUAUACGCGCCUUAGUUCCCUCAGCCGAGGCUGUCACUUUCUCCAUCACUCUCACACCUGAAAGGAGCGGACUGACUGCGCAACCAUGGGGUAUGGGCGAUCGGACAGCUACCGCGUGGCCACCACGCAAGACAAAGAUGAAAAAGGUUCUCCAAAGAAGAAGAAGGGGGGAAAGGAUCUCGAUGAUCUGAAAAAAGAAGUUCCCCUGACAGAACACAAGAUGUCAGUCGAGGAAGUAUGCCGGAAAUUCCAGACAGACAUUGUUCAGGGUUUAACCAAUGCAAAGGCCAGAGACUUUCUGGCACGCGAUGGGCCAAAUGCUCUGACCCCACCACCAACAACACCCGAGUGGGUUAAAUUCUGUCGUCAGCUGUUCGGAGGCUUCUCCAUCUUGCUUUGGAUUGGAGCCAUUCUCUGCUUCCUGGCCUAUGCCAUUCAAGCUGCUACUGAAGAUGAUCCAGCUGGAGAUAAUUUGUACCUGGGAAUCGUCCUGUCUGCUGUGGUCAUCAUUACCGGCUGCUUUUCCUACUUCCAGGAGGCAAAGAGCUCCAAAAUUAUGGAGUCCUUCAAAAACAUGGUGCCCCAGCAAGCAUUAGUGAUCCGUGAAGGGGAAAAGAUGCAGAUCAAUGCUGAGGAAGUGGUUGCAGGCGACCUGGUGGAGGUCAAAGGUGGAGACCGAAUCCCUGCUGACCUCAGAAUCAUCUCUUCUCAUGGAUGCAAGGUGGAUAACUCCUCCCUGACUGGCGAAUCAGAACCUCAGACAAGAUCACCUGACUGCACUCAUGACAAUCCUCUGGAAACCCGUAACAUCGCUUUCUUCUCCACCAACUGCGUGGAAGGCACUGCUCGCGGUAUUGUGGUCUGCACUGGCGACCGCACAGUGAUGGGCCGCAUCGCCACACUGACCUCAGGACUGGAGACGGGGAAAACACCCAUCGCCAAGGAGAUCGAGCACUUUAUUCACAUCAUCACAGGCGUAGCCGUCUUCCUGGGAGUGACCUUCUUCAUUCUGGCCGUCAUUUUGGGAUACAGCUGGCUGGAGGCUGUCAUUUUCCUUAUUGGGAUCAUCGUCGCUAAUGUGCCUGAGGGUCUGCUGGCUACUGUCACUGUGUGUCUCACUCUGACUGCCAAGCGAAUGGCUCGCAAGAACUGCCUGGUUAAGAAUUUGGAAGCUGUAGAGACGCUAGGAUCCACCUCAACAAUCUGCUCAGACAAGACUGGAACUCUGACCCAGAAUCGAAUGACUGUGGCACACAUGUGGUUUGACAAUCAGAUCCAUGAAGCCGACACCACUGAAGAUCAGUCAGGUGCGUCGUUUGAUAAGAGCUCUGUGACUUGGGUGGCUCUGGCCCGUGUGGCAGCUCUGUGUAACAGAGCUGUGUUUAAGGCGGGACAAGAUUCUCUGCCCAUCCUCAAGAGGGACGUAGCUGGUGACGCAUCUGAGUCUGCCUUGCUCAAGUGUAUCGAGCUGUCCUGUGGCUCGGUCAAAGUAAUGAGAGAAAAGAACAAAAAAGUAGCCGAAAUCCCAUUCAACUCCACAAACAAAUAUCAGUUGUCCAUCCAUGAGACAGAGGACAACAAUGAUAACCGCUAUCUAUUGGUGAUGAAGGGGGCUCCAGAGCGCAUCUUAGACCGUUGUUCCACCAUCAUGUUGCAGGGCAAAGAGCAGCCCAUGGACGAGGAGUUGAAGGAGGCAUUUCAGAAUGCCUACCUGGAGCUUGGAGGACUUGGAGAGCGAGUACUGGGAUUCUGCCAUGUCUUAAUGCCUGAGGAUCAGUACCCGAAAGGUUUCGCCUUCGACACAGAUGAUGUCAAUUUUCAGACAGACAACCUUUGCUUUGUGGGCCUGAUGUCGAUGAUUGACCCUCCCCGUGCUGCCGUGCCUGAUGCAGUGGGAAAGUGCCGUUCUGCUGGAAUCAAAGUCAUCAUGGUGACAGGAGAUCACCCCAUCACUGCCAAGGCCAUCGCCAAGGGUGUGGGCAUCAUCUCAGAGGGUAACGAGACUGUGGAAGACAUCGCUGCCCGUCUCAACAUCCCCGUCAGUCAGGUCAAUCCCAGGGAUGCCAAAGCUUGUGUUAUACACGGAACAGAUCUGAAAGACUAUUCUCAGGAGCAAAUAGAUGAAGUUCUGCGAAACCACACUGAGAUUGUGUUUGCCAGGACGUCUCCUCAGCAAAAACUCAUCAUUGUAGAAGGCUGCCAGCGACAGGGGGCCAUCGUGGCUGUAACAGGUGAUGGUGUGAAUGACUCUCCAGCCCUGAAGAAGGCUGAUAUCGGCGUCGCUAUGGGUAUUGCAGGCUCUGAUGUGUCUAAACAGGCCGCUGACAUGAUUUUGCUGGAUGACAACUUUGCCUCCAUUGUCACUGGAGUAGAAGAAGGUCGACUCAUCUUUGAUAAUUUGAAGAAGUCCAUUGCGUACACUCUGACCAGCAAUAUCCCUGAGAUCACCCCCUUCCUGCUGUUUAUUAUUGUCAAUAUCCCCCUGCCCCUCGGCACCAUCACCAUCCUUUGUAUCGACCUGGGAACCGACAUGGUUCCUGCAAUUUCUUUAGCUUAUGAAGCAGCUGAGAGUGACAUCAUGAAGAGGCAGCCCAGGAACCCUAUGAGAGACAAACUUGUGAAUGAACGUCUCAUCAGCAUUGCUUAUGGACAAAUUGGUAUGAUCCAGGCUUUGGGUGGUUUCUUUGCCUACUUUGUGAUUUUGGCUGAGAAUGGAUUCUUGCCCUCAGUGCUUGUGGGUAUCAGGCUGAACUGGGACGAUCGCUCGCUUAAUGACCUGGAGGACAGUUAUGGACAGCAGUGGACAUAUGAGCAGAGGAAGAUUGUUGAGUUCACCUGCCACACGGCUUUCUUCGUCAGUAUUGUGGUUGUGCAGUGGGCUGAUGUCAUCAUCUGCAAGACCAGACGCAACUCAGUGUUCCAGCAGGGCAUGAAGAAUAAGAUUCUGAUCUUCGGGCUGUUUGAAGAAACCGCUCUCGCUGCAUUCCUCUCCUACUGCCCAGGCAUGGAUGUGGCACUCAGGAUGUACCCGCUCAAGCCAAGCUGGUGGUUCUGUGCUUUCCCAUACAGUUUCUUAAUCUUUGUUUAUGAUGAGGUCCGAAAGCUGCUCCUUCGCCGGAACCCUGGUGGAUGGGUGGAAAAGGAGACCUACUAUUGAUCAGCAGCUCUUCCUUGCUCACAUUCCCAACAUCCUCCAUUUGGUUCCAUCUCUUCUCUCCCCAAACCGAGACGCACAACCGUCCCCCCUUCCAGCCCUCCUUUCAGAGAGACAGCAGCUUUAACCCCCAAAAAGGAAAAACACACUCUCGCCCCACCAUUUCCUAUAAUACUCUUUGCAUGUAUUUUCACACGGCUGUGUACAUAAAGUCUACUAUAUAUCUAAAUCCGGCAGCUGCAUAACCAUCAUGUAGGUUGGAAAGGAGCUUUUGUCGCUAUAAAGGGAAAAUAUGUACGCUUGCCUAUUUAAAAAACAGACUGUCCCUCCAUCAGUCCAUGCCUUUCCCUCCAAUCACACACACACAGAUCACACAACACCUCUACACACACUCUAGACUCCGUUUGACAUAAUAGUCCCUCAUUUUUAUGCUUAUUGUUAUUUAUUUAGCUCUUUAAUCUCUGGUAGGUUUUGGUGGCUUUGAAUUGUUUCUAUUUUUUGGAUUUUCUACUUCAGUUUGAUUGUCAUUGUCGUCCUCUCGCACUUUCUCGUUCACUUUUUUGGGUUUGUGUGUUUGUUUGAUCACUACAGUAACGCAAAAUGAUUCAGUAGAGUUCCAGUUUCUGUGUUUUAGGGAAAACGUAAGCAAUACUACAUUGAUUAAUCAAGUAAAGACAUAUCUUGGAAGGUAAAAAAGCAGUGGAAGACAGUUUAAAGCAGUGUUUCUCAACCAUGUUCCUGGAGGCCUGCAAAUUUUCCAUGUCACCUUAACCAAACACACCUGAUUCAGAUCAUCAGCUCAUUAGCAGAGACUGAAAGACCUCUAAUGGAUGUGACAGACAAAGGAGACAACCAAAACAUGCAGUGUUGGUGGUCCUCAAGGAACGUGGUUGAGAAACACUGAUUUAAAGGAUUUUCUCGUAUGAAUUUGUUCAGCUGAAAUGUCCAGAAGGCUAGUUCAGACAUCUCUUGUAUAAAAUCUACUGCCGAUAUGAACCUAAAGACACCAGGUUUUAUCAUUUUCCCUCUUUAUUCCAGCUGUUUUUAAUACAUGUUGAUGGUAUUGAUUCAACUUUUAUCCGCCAUAUUAAUCUUUUGUUCUGAUGUAAGACACAAACUUUGUCGUCUAAAUCAUUUUGAACCUGGUGUGUGCAGGUUUCACUGCUGGUUUAUCAGGAGAUGUGAUGGCUGUGUGUGCGUGUGUGUGUGUGUGUGUGUGAGGGAUGGUGCGCUGUUCCAGUCGGCGGAUUAUGUGUGGAUGUGGAGAUUAAAGACAGAAAGACAAAACUACUGGUAGAAACAUGUAUAUGAAUGGUCAAACCCAAUAAAACAUCUAGUACAUUUAAUAUUA